UCCCUGGAGCUGCAGCCCUCACACUCUGCCACCUUCUCUGUGUCAGGUAGGUUAGGUGGGGAUGCUAUGGAGGCAGCCCUGGCAUGUCACACUGGAGAAGACUGCUCCAGGUCAGUCCUUUCUGAAACAACUAUUUAUUUUCUGAGGACAAACUAAACGUCCAAAGUGCAUAUUUCUUUAAAUGCAGCCAGGCUCCUUGUGGGCUGAGCCAAGGGUUUGGAGGGUGAACUUCUCCUUCUUAAAGUGGGCAAAGAGGACCUGUCCUAGUGUUUCUCUCAAGCCUCUACGAGGCCUUCUGUUCACCUGUAUGUCCCGUGGAUUACAGCAAGAUUCCCACCAUAAAUACAAAUCUAGGAGAGUGGGUCAGUUCCUUUAGAAGUAAGAAACUUUCAUUUGGAAAUGGGCAAUUUGUUCCUGUGCCGGUGUGUUAUGAGCAUUCCUAUGCAUUUCUUCUACAGACUUGGUAAAAUGUCUUUCUUCUCAUCAUGGAUCAAAGCUAUUUUAAUCGUUGGCUUGGCAUUUCCUCUUUAUUGUGAAACUUCUUUUGCAUCUUCAAGAAAAAUGCGUGAAAUGCGUGAAGCUCCAGAGUGUAGUAUAUAUAUUCGUCAAUUACAUUUUUGUAGCAGAGAAAUGGAUCCAGUCUGUGCAACAAAUGGCAAAACGUACUCCAAUAAAUGCGUUUUCUGCAGUGAAAAAAUAGAAGAUGGAAGAUUUGAUUUUAGUCAUUGGGGUCGUUGCUGACUCUGCCUCAGCCACAAAUUCCUAUGGCUUUUAUUGCAAUCCUAUUUUUCUAUGUAUUCUACAACCAGUUAGUCUUCUAAAACAGGGCUUUAAAUUCCUAGAUGACCAGACUAAGCCUUCAGUAGUACACAAGACAGAAGGUAGGUUGUUGGAGAAUUUUUCCAACUCUAAGAACCCACCAAUGAAAAAGAUUCCUUUUUUCUUUCUUCAAUUAAACAUUGACAAUUGAAAACCUACCUUAAUUGUGUGUUCCAUAAUAGAAAACCUAAUACGGUUUGUAAUCAUGAAUAUUUCAGUCAAUAAAAUGUUAAGUAAUAUUAUCUUUAU
Molecule: messenger RNA, 1068 nt
Organism: Bubalus bubalis (water buffalo)
Lineage: Eukaryota; Metazoa; Chordata; Mammalia; Artiodactyla; Bovidae
Product: sperm-associated acrosin inhibitor-like
Exons: 4
Coding region: 400-741 (113 amino acids)
Molecular function (GO): protein binding
Source: RefSeq, a predicted model, not a curated record